AUGGCGACGUCCUUUACCAACCUCGCCGAGGUCGGAGACAAAAGCAACGAGCGCUCAACGACGCCGGCCAAGAGCACGGACCGCCACAUGCUCAAGAAGAAGGGACCUUCCAAUACCCGCCGGCUAUUGCCACUGGACCUCUCGGCGUUCGAUUUGCCCAACUCCAAGUCUAAACGCAUCUUUCAACGCAAGGACCUCGUCGAGGCCGUUCGGCGGGUCAAUGCGCCGAUCGUGCUGCCGUCGCGCCUCGAGUCGUCGUCGUCGCUUGGGAGCUCGUCGUCGCUCGGCAGCGUCCAUGGAGAUGGCCCCGAAUCGGCGACCGACUCGAGCAAGGACGUGGCGACGCUGGAAGAUGGCGUGAAUCUAAAUGCACGCAAGUACAACGAGCGCAAGCGCAUCGCCGAUGCGCGAGAGAAAGAACUCACGGUGCUUCUCGACCAGUACCGAGCGAUGCAGAUCGAGACGGACGCGCUCGACCGGAUCCAGAACCAAGAGUCGCACGGUGCCAAGGAAAUCCAGCGGCUCAACAAUGAGAUUGAAGAGUGCAUGCUCUCGAUGGAGGAAAAGAUGCACACGCGGCGGCAACUCGAACACAUGAUUCGGCGUCUCCAGACAAAUCAAAUCAAGUUCGACUCGCACAUCCAGGCUAUGUCGGGGGCCGUCGAGGCAAGUGCGCGCGAGGCGGAAGAGGUGCGCAUCUUGAGCCGGCAGCUCGAAGCCGGCAAGUCGCGGACGAUCCAGCUGCUCCAAGAUUUGCAGCAGCAAGUGGUGAUCGAGCGCAAGCAGCGCACGCGGGAGCUCUCGGAGCACUCGAUCAAGGCCAAGAACGCCGAGCGCAUGGAGCAGUGGCGGCUCAAGCGCAUGAAGCAGCGCUCCGAGCUCGCGGCCGAGCUCCGCGGCGACCUCUCGUACGACGAAGAACGGCGGCUGCAGCGGGACAUUGAGAACCGGCGCAAAGCCAAUGCCGACUUGGGCGCGGCCAACGUCGAGAUCUCGCAGCGCGCGACCGACCACGACCACGUGUUUGAGCAGAUGAAACAAGUCACGGGCGCGAGCAGCCUCCAGGACGUGGUCGACAAGUUUGCGGCCCAGAGUUUGAGCAACCAGUCACUUGAAAAAGAAAAAGGCCGCGCGGAGGCGCGCCUCACCAACGCGAAAUUCGCCAAGGAGAGUGCUCUCAAGGCGCUCAACGACUUGAAGGCGUCGGGCAUUGGCGGCAUUGAACUCAACCGCGAUGUGUAUACAUCACUCGAAAAUGACAUUUUACAAGCCAAGGGCCUCCUCAAGACCAACAAGGCGGCGUACGACUGCUUGGACGGCGUCCUUGCGGCCGUGCGCCAGGGUGCGAGCAGCCUCGUGCAGCGACUCGCACCAUUUGACGAGCUCCUCGAGAUCAACGACGACGCACUCUUGACACUCCACGGCAAGGACGCGGGCCACGACCUCCUCUCCAUUGCCGAAAUCAAAUUCGCCAAGGUUGUCGAGCUCGUGGGCCAGCAAAACGGCGCCGGCGGUGGCUUCAACGCGUACGGCGGCGACGGCGACGACGGCUUCGACGACCACGGCGGCCGCCACGACCACGGCGACGAGGCCAAGCACCUCGUCUGGUCGCCACACGGCAACUCGGACCCGGUCGUCCACCGCAACAACAUUCGCGUCAAGGCCAAAGCGGGCGGACACCCAGAUAGCGCCCGCUCGGACGCAUCGAGCUCGUCGGGCGUCGGCGACGACGACGGGUCGCCACGUGUCGCGAACGGGCCGAUCCUCGACGUCCUCGUGCCGUCUCGCGACAUUCUCAAGAUGAGCAGCAACCGUCACUUUUCCGAAGUGAUGCGAAAAAAGAGGUUCAAUAUUCUCGCGGAGAAGCGCAAGAACGCAACCGAACGCGGCAUCUCGGACGAAGAGCUCACGUCCAAGCUCAAGAAAAAGAAUCAGAACGAAGCGGACAAGCGCCUGUCAACGAAUCCGCUCCUGCGCCUGGGCCUGCCCCCCGGCGUGUCGCAAAAGGACGACGCACUGACCAAGUCGAACGCCUUCAUUACGCAAAUGCCGCAACUUUUAUAG
This is a messenger RNA of Saprolegnia parasitica CBS 223.65, 2064 nucleotides long. RefSeq lists its product as hypothetical. The transcript is spliced from 11 exons. Lineage: Eukaryota; Oomycota; Saprolegniomycetes; Saprolegniales; Saprolegniaceae. Gene Ontology annotation, cellular component: cilium. Gene Ontology annotation, biological process: outer dynein arm assembly; cilium movement. The record is from RefSeq and is a predicted model, not a curated record. Bases 1 to 2064 code for a protein of 687 amino acids.